AGACAUGGAUUCAGAUGCGAUCAGCAGACACUCCGUGUUACACGCCAAGCCUGUUGGACUGACCCUUCAGUAUGGGACUGCGGGAUUCCGGACCAAGGCAGAACAUCUUGAUCACGUGAUGUUCCGCAUGGGCUUAUUAGCUGUCCUGAGGUCCAAACAGACCACGUCCACGAUUGGCGUCAUGGUGACAGCGUCACACAAUCCUGAGGAAGACAAUGGUGUAAAAUUGAUCGAUCCUCUGGGUGAGAUGUUGGCCCCUGCCUGGGAGGAACACGCCACUUGUUUGGCCAACGCUGAGGAACAGGAUGUGGUGAGAGUGCUGGUGGACAUCAGCGAGAAGGAAGCCGUUAGUCUGCAGCAAGAGGCCUUCGUAGUCAUCGGUAGAGACACCAGGUCCAGCAGUCAGAGACUUGCACAGUCUGUAAUUGAUGGUGUGACGGUCUUAGGAGGUCAAUUCCAUGAUUAUGGCUUGGUAACAACACCACAGCUGCACUACAUGGUGUGCUGUCGAAACACUGAUGGCCAGUAUGGAAAGGCAACCGUAGAAGGCUAUUAUCAGAAACUCUCCACGGCCUUUGUGCAACUUACCAAACAGGCUUCCUGCAGCAGAGAGGAUUGCCAGUCACUCAAGAUCGAUUGUGCCAAUGGCAUUGGGGCCCUGAAGCUAAAAGAAAUGCAGCACUGCUUUGCCCAGGGGCUGUUGGUUCAGCUCUUCAAUGAUGGGACCAAAGGGAAACUCAAUCAUUUAUGUGGGGCUGACUUUGUGAAAAGUCAUCAGAAACCUCCACAGGGAAUGGACAUGAAGCCCAAUGAGAGAUGCUGUUCCUUUGACGGAGAUGCAGACAGAAUUGUUUAUUACUACCUUGGUGCAGAUGGUCAUUUUCAUCUCAUAGAUGGAGAUAAGAUAGCAACGUUAAUUAGCACUUUCCUUAAAGAGCUCCUGUUGGAGAUUGGAGAAAAUUUGAAUCUUGGUGUUGUACAAACUGCAUAUGCAAAUGGAAGCUCAACACGAUAUCUUGAAGAAGUUAUGAAGGUACCCGUCUACUGCACUAAAACAGGUGUAAAACACUUGCACCACAAGGCUCAAGAGUUUGACAUUGGAGUUUAUUUUGAAGCAAAUGGACAUGGCACGGCACUGUUUAAGAAAGCUGUUGAAGCGAAGAUAAAACGACUAGCCAAAGAGUCGGAUGAUAAGAAACAAAAGGCUGCCAGGAUGCUUGAAAAUAUUAUUGACUUAUUCAACCAGGCAACGGGUGACGCUAUUUCUGACAUGCUGGUGAUUGAGGCCAUCUUGAUGCUGAAGGGCCUGAGUGUGCAACAGUGGGAUGCACUUUAUACCGAUCUUCCAAAUAGACAGCUCAAGGUUAAGGUUGCGGACAGGAGAGUUAUCAGCACCACAGAUGCUGAAAGACGAGCAGUCACACCCCCAGGACUGCAGGAGGCGAUUGAUGCCUUGGUGAACAAGUACCAGCUCUCACGGGCUUUUGUCCGGCCCUCUGGCACAGAAGAUGUGGUCCGGGUCUAUGCGGAAGCAGACUCACAAGAAAGCGCAGACAGCCUUGCUCAUGAAGUGAGCCUGGCAGUGUUUGAACUGGCUGGAGGCACUGGAGAAAGACCCCAACCACAUUUCUGAAGAUACUUUUAUAUUCCAAAGGAGCUGUAUUUUUUACAUUUUUAUAAAGCUGGCAUAAGGGCAGUACGGAGAUAUUUAUAAUCAGUGUUUACAAUGUCCCUAUUUGGAUCAUUUCUAGAUCUCCCUAUAUUUCUUAAACACUACAAGAAUAAUUUUAAUAAUAAUUACUACUUCUAAAGAAAUUUACCUUUGUUUCACCAAUAUGAAAUGUUGGGAUUUAUUAUGUGAUUUGAUGAUUAACUUCACGGUAUACCAAGUUAACAACUCAUGUAUGCUGCUGGAAAAUUAAAUGUUACCACCUCC
Messenger RNA from Ochotona princeps (American pika), 1936 nucleotides. It is a transcript of the gene PGM3, whose product is annotated as phosphoglucomutase 3. The record is from RefSeq and is a predicted model, not a curated record. The coding region runs from base 5 to 1633 and encodes 542 amino acids. NCBI's taxonomy places the organism in Eukaryota, Metazoa, Chordata, Mammalia, Lagomorpha, Ochotonidae. Gene Ontology annotation, biological process: hemopoiesis; carbohydrate metabolic process; UDP-N-acetylglucosamine biosynthetic process. Gene Ontology annotation, molecular function: phosphoacetylglucosamine mutase activity; magnesium ion binding. The transcript is spliced from 12 exons.